Molecule: messenger RNA, 2030 nt
Organism: Pecten maximus
Lineage: Eukaryota; Metazoa; Mollusca; Bivalvia; Pectinida; Pectinidae
Product: von Willebrand factor A domain-containing protein 2-like
Exons: 10
Coding region: 1-1917 (638 amino acids)
Molecular function (GO): calcium ion binding
Source: RefSeq, a predicted model, not a curated record
AUGCCGGAGAAUGCUUGGGGCCCUCUACAUCACUGGAGGAGUAAGGGAAACUGCAAUGAUGCCAAAAUUGUCAGUGUGAUCAGAUCAAGGGAUGAAAGUGCCACAUUGCAGGAGAACAUCAACAGUGUCAGACUCUGGACCAAGGUCGGGCUCAUGGACCGUAACAAGGAUAACUGUAAACUCAUGAACAGUCGUGUAGGCAAUGGGCCGAUCAACAUGAUGGUGGUCAGUUUUCUCGCUUUUUUAUGGCUUGUUCUGCUCGAAACCUGCAGCUCUCAUAAAGACCACAACCACUUGCCUCAUUAUCGAGUAAAAGAGGAAGAUGCCAAAUCCUUCCUAACUAGGACUGGGAUCAGCAAGAGGAGUACUAGUGCUGAGCUAUGUGUUACCGAUGAAGUUUACUGUGAGACACACUUAUCAGAAUGUAGGCUACAUACCGAGAUAUCACACGAGACAUACUGUAACCCAGACCCCUGUGGGCCGGGUAUGACGUGCUACAUGUCCACCCCCUGUCCGGCACACUUCAGAUCGGCAUGUGACCCAAACCCUUGCUUGGCGAUUCCAUGUAAAAACGGUGCCACAUGUAAAGCGGCGGAUACAUCGUACACAUGCUCGUGUACACAUGGAUACUAUGGAGAUACCUGUUUAUUCGAUCACCCAUGUGGCACCGCUCCUUGUACAAACGGUGGUACAUGUAAUAAGAUGGGGUCGGACUUCAACUGCUCUUGUACGGAUCGAUACACCGGAACCAAUUGCACCAAAGACUGUAGACCCGGACCAGCUGAUAUAGUUAUCAUAAUGGAUGCAUCUAUAAGUACCCAAGACGUGUUUAACGCUUCCAAAGAGUUUGCUGCAUCAUUUGUGGAAGGCUUGUCAAUAGACUCUGGUGAAUUCCGAAUCGCACUGCUUACGUAUUCAACUGAUGUCCAUCAGGAAUUUGGGUUUAACACCCAUACGAACAAGGCAUCUGUGUUGGCUGGUAUAGACAACAUCUCCGGUCGAUUUGGAGCGUCCUAUCUAAAUAAGGCUCUGGCGAACGGCAGGCAGAUGCUACUGUCCGAAUCAUCUAACAGAGUUAAACAGUAUGUCCUUGUGAUAUCAGACGGUCUCUCCACUCGUCGACAGGAAGCCAUAUGGCAAUCUCAACUCUUAAAGAGAAGUGGCGUUACGGUUUUGUGUGUGGGUAUAGGAAGACAGGUAGCCCAGGAGGAACUGCUUCAGAUAGCUACAGAGACUCCAGUUACGUACGUCUUCUCGUCUACUAACAAAGACGUACUCAACACAGUUCUGAUGGAGACAGCGGAUAUCGACUGUACAGACUGUGUUAUCAACAAGGUCUCCGACAUCGUUCUGUUAGUAGACGUAUCCAAAUACCAGGCUGGUCAGCUACAGAGGCAACUGGACAUGGUCAAAUUCUUCAUACAGCAGGUCCGAGCCUAUAUCUCCGACACUAGGAUAGCAAUGAUCACGUUUGACGUUCGUCAACAUGUGGAAUUUAACCUAACUGGUUAUCAAGAUACGGACAGUAUACUAGUCAGCAGUCAGAUAGGGAUUACUACGUCCGACCGGAAGUCCAACGUAAGUGGCGCCCUCUCGUUUGUCCGAGAGUCGGUAUUAUCUGAGGCGAGAGAGGGCGGACGGAAGUUUGUUGUGGUAUUCUCUAAUGAAGGUUGGACAGACGCGAAUGCUAUCAUUCGUGAAAGACAGUCCCUGACUAUAGAUAAUGUUACUGUGGCGUUUGUUCCUGUUGGAAGUCCGACUGACCUUGACAUUGUGUAUUCAGUGGCAGACCAAGCCAGUGACGUAUUCUAUGUCGGGGAGUACGAGGAUAAUCAUGACGAGGAGAGGCUUAAGGCUCUGGUAGCACGGACGUCCCACGUAGAAUGUACAUCUGAUAUUUUUGUUACACGACAAUGAUGACUACUGAAAAUAUCUUAUAUAACCAUGGUAUUGUGUGUGUUUGGGGUCGGAUUUCCACGAUCGAUUCAACAAUUUUUCAUGUUCUCUUUUCUAAUAAAAUGUUUGUGUAC